Molecule: messenger RNA, 420 nt
Organism: Darwinula stevensoni
Lineage: Eukaryota; Metazoa; Arthropoda; Ostracoda; Podocopida; Darwinulidae
Source: the annotation of a GenBank genome assembly
CCUUCGCUCUGCUCUCGGGUUUUCGAAAUGGCCUCCCUCAAACUGAUGUUCCUGGUGUUGGUGGGGGUGAUGGGACUGAGUUCCCUCGUUUCCUCUCAAGAGCCCAUUGCCCAUCAUCUCUUGAGACGAGCUGUUCCCUUGGAAGACGUCGUCGACGUCGAGGAAAUCGAUGAGGAUGCAGAUGUGAAGACACCAUUGGCCCUGUCCCGGGAGCGAGUGGAACGUGAUGCGGGUUAUGGAGGAGGUCACGGCGGGUAUGGAAAAGGCCGAGUGGGACCCGUGAGGACCUUCGUGAAGACCGAUUACCACGGCAACUUCAAGUGGGGAGUGCGACACGUCGCUGGCAAGAAAUACGCUCACUGAAAAGCAUCGACACCCUCUGACAUCAUUGCUAAAACAACAGCUGGAGAGGCCCCCCCC